GCGGACCGUGCAUUUCGAAAAGCAGGCGUUCGUUUCCCGCUCCGUCAUCUUCAACGGAAGCUCUCGCUCAGAAUCGCAGGAGCGAGGGAGCGAGCUUUGCUUUCGCGUUUCGCAAUCGGCAAAAAGCUCCAAACGGAACGAACAUGGAGGAGGCGAUAGCGACGCUCGGCAGAAGCCUCGGCCAUUUCUGCAACCACCUCCAGAGCAGCGUCGACGCCCUCAACCAAUCCAUCGAUCGCCGUCCCAUCCCUCUCGAUUCGGCUUCUUCGACCUUCGUUCAGUGCCUGAACCGGCGCGUGUCGACGGCGAGCGGGGAUCUCGAAUUGCUCGACUCCAUGUCGUUCGGGACCGUGUCGUUUGAGGAGCUGUUGGGUCACUGCAACGAGGUCUUCAAGAAGAACCAGAGCGACCUCGCUCAGCUCGAAGAACGCCUUAAGAGCUUCGGCUACGUCCCCGAUGUUGACGAUGAUGAUGUUGAAGAAGAUACAGUCGAUGAUUUAUUGAGCCCUCUCGAACUUGAUCCUAAUUUUCCACUAGCAAAUGGUGGAUUUGACCUGCCAUCUUCAUGUUCGGGGCGACUUACUGCAGCGGCUUCUAUGACGAAGUGUUUUGAAGAAGAUUCUCUAUUUGAUGACUCCAUCAGCUUGAAAAGACUUGGUAUAUCUGAUGUAGCUCUGGCCACAUUAGCUUCAGAAGCUAAUGGUAAGACUGUUGAGCCAAAUCUAUGUUCGAGACAACCACAAAAGUAUGAUGGUCCAUGCUUGAGUUUUUCCUUCUUUGUCGGUCUACUUUUUUCCUUCUCCAUUUUUGCUUUUUCUUCAUUAAGGCAUGAACCUCCUCUGCUAUUAAUCUUCCUUCUCGUCCCAAUUAGAAAUCAAGAGGAUAAGAUGUAUGACCUGGAGGGGCCAUAUCAACCUGCUACAUUGAACUUGGGGGCAAGUGAAGUUGAAGGUCCAAAAUCUGUAGUUAACGCAUCAAAAGAUGAGUACGAAAGUCUUCCUUCCUACAUGAAAAGUCUUGCAUCAUGGGAGGAUUUGCUUAUAGCUAUUGAGAAGAUAAACUCGUACCUAAGCAAGAAAGAGAACCGUUUGGAAAACAAGAGCUUCUUUCAAGAUGAAAUAUCAUCAUUGGCAUUGGGGCCCAAGGCAAGAUCCUAUCUGCUGCUUCUUGCUCGCAUGAAGCACCUGGUUGUUGAGACAGUUGAUGGAUUGAUCUCGUACAGAGUUUUAUAGAAGGAAAUACCUUCGCAGAAAUACACUUGUUGGAAUUACUGUGCUCAGUUUGUAUCAGCCUUUCAGACACGCAUUGUUCUCCAUAAGGCUUGACUGAAACAUUUUUCUAAGCACCAGUUUUGUAGAUAAAUCAUCUUAUGUUAAAUUAUUACUCAGGUACAGUACCCUGCAAUUUUCAUCUCAA
This is a messenger RNA of Syzygium oleosum, 1416 nucleotides long. RefSeq lists its product as uncharacterized. The record is from RefSeq and is a predicted model, not a curated record. The transcript has 9 exons. Gene Ontology annotation, cellular component: outer kinetochore. Gene Ontology annotation, biological process: chromosome segregation. The coding region runs from base 144 to 1232 and encodes 362 amino acids. Lineage: Eukaryota; Viridiplantae; Streptophyta; Magnoliopsida; Myrtales; Myrtaceae.